This is a messenger RNA of Trematomus bernacchii (emerald rockcod), 1299 nucleotides long. Its product is annotated as tetratricopeptide repeat protein 9A. Gene Ontology annotation, molecular function: protein binding. The record is from RefSeq and is a predicted model, not a curated record. Lineage: Eukaryota; Metazoa; Chordata; Actinopteri; Perciformes; Nototheniidae. Bases 176 to 859 code for a protein of 227 amino acids. The transcript is spliced from 3 exons.
CGGCGCGCAGGAGAGGAAGAACCCGAGCAGCAGCGCGCAGGGUUUACGCGCAGAGGAGACGUAAAGCUGCGACACGACCGAGAGGAUGCAGUGGAUUUAAAACCUUAAAAUCCCAGCUAAUUUACAGCCGGGCGACAGGGGAGAUAUCAUAAAGAGAAAUACCGAGGAGGACGAUAUGAGUGUGGUUAAGGCCGGACUCACGGACGGUGGAUCCCCGAGGCAGUGCGCUCAGCCUCCGAGCCGGAGCAAAGAUGCGCGGAUCCAGCAGCAGCAGCAGCAGCUCCAGAGGCACCAUGGAGCCUCCGUGCUCAAACAGCCCUCCCUCAACGAACCGGGGGACGUGGUGAGGCGGGCUCUGGACUUCAAGAGCCAGGGAACCCAGUGCUACAAGGAUAAGAAGUACCGGGAGGCGAUCGGGAAGUACCACCGCGCUCUGCUGGAGAUCAAGGGGCUGUGCAGGGUGCUUGGAGACCCGGAGAUCAAGACCCUUUCCCCGCUGCUGCCCACCCUCAGCAAGCCCAGCUCCCUGACGGAGGAGCAGAAGGGGGCCAUGGAGAACGCGGAGCUGGAGUGCUACAACAGCCUGGCCGCCUGCCUGCUGCAGAUGGAGCUGGUGAACUACGAGCGGGUGAAGGAGUAUUGUCUGAAAGUGCUUUACAAAGAGGGGAAGAACUUCAAAGCUCUGUACCGCUCCGGAGUGGCCUACUACCACCUGGGAGAGUUCCAGAAGGCCCUGUACUACCUGAAGGAGUCGCACAAGCAGGAGCCGUCAGACACCAAUGCCAUCCGCUACAUCCAGCUGACAGAGAUGAAGAUCCGCAGGAAUGCCCAGAGGGAAAAGAAAGAGGCGCUGGCUUGAGGACAAGAACAAAUCAACCUUCACCCAGACCUUACACACCUGCAGUGUCUCGGUGUGAAAACAUGUUCGUUUGCUUUUGCCUUGCACAGCAUCUGGUUGCCAGUUUUGUGAUUGAAUUUCAUCGUUGUGUGCUUGAAGAGUUUCUCUUUCUUUCUUUUAUCGUACAUGAUCCUGCGGUGGCCGACAGGUGCAAACGCGUUACUACUGCGAAAAAACAUUUAGAUUGGGAGAAACACGCUACAGCUUCAGAAACGAUGCAGAUAUAAAAACAGAAAUGUGCCAAAAACACAUGAAGAAACAUCUUCAGCAACUUGACAACACAUGCAGCAUUUAGAAAAAACAUUCCCCGACUUGAGGAAACAUGCGCAGCGUUUACUAAAAACUGCAGAAACCGAACACUGCAAAUACAAAAUGCUGUAAAUACAAAACGCUGCAAGAAG